Patella vulgata (common limpet) is the source of this 1768-nucleotide messenger RNA. RefSeq names its product cytoplasmic tRNA 2-thiolation protein 1. Lineage: Eukaryota; Metazoa; Mollusca; Gastropoda; Patellidae. Gene Ontology annotation, biological process: tRNA wobble position uridine thiolation. The transcript has 15 exons. The record is from RefSeq and is a predicted model, not a curated record. The coding region runs from base 130 to 1284 and encodes 384 amino acids. Gene Ontology annotation, cellular component: cytosolic tRNA wobble base thiouridylase complex; mitochondrion. Gene Ontology annotation, molecular function: tRNA binding.
GAGUUAGAACGAGAUUUACCGGAAGCUGGAUGACAUGCUGAAGAAAUGUAAAUAUUGUUUUCUAGAUUGUAAUAAUUUAUAUUCUUAAAAAUAAAUUCAGUAUACAUACAAAGCCACCACAAUACAAUCAUGCCAGUAAUCUGCUCAUCGUGUGAUAAAUCAGCUAUUCUGAAAAGACCGAAAACUGGCGAUGCUUUAUGUAAGAAAUGUUUUUAUUACGCGUUUGAAGAAGAAGUACACCAUACAAUAAUAAAUUCUAAUUUAUUUGUACGAGGUGAAACUGUUGCUAUUGGAGCCUCUGGAGGAAAAGAUUCUACAGUAUUAGCGUAUGUGUUAAAAGUAUUAAAUGAAAGAUAUAAUUAUGGUAUAAAGUUGUUAUUACUGUCUGUAGAUGAAGGUAUUACAGGAUACAGGGAUGAUUCACUUGAGACUGUUAAAAGAAAUGAACAACAAUAUGAAAUGCCACUUAAAAUAGUUUCUUAUGAGGAAUUAUAUGGUUGGACUAUGGAUGCUAUUGUUAAACAGAUUGGUUUAAAGAAUAACUGUACAUUUUGUGGUGUUUUUAGACGACAAGCUUUAGACAGAGGAGCCAUGAUGUUGAAAGUUGAUAGAAUUGUAACAGGUCAUAAUGCUGAUGAUAUUGCUGAAACUGUCAUAAUGAACGUACUAAGAGGUGAUAAAGCCAGAUUACGUAGAUGUACAGCUAUUACAACAGGUACAGAAGGAGCUUUACCUAGAAGUAAACCAUUUAAAUAUACUUAUGAAAAGGAAAUAGUCAUGUAUGCAUACUUUAAGAAAUUAGAUUAUUUCUCUACAGAGUGUAUCUAUUCUCCUAAUGCUUACAGAGGAUUUGCCAGGGCAUAUAUAAAAGAUCUUGAAAAAAUACGACCUAGAUCUAUUAUAGAUAUAAUUCAUUCUGGAGAGAGUCUCUCUUUUAAAAAAGAAGUUAAAAUGCCAGUACAAGGAACCUGUAGUCGAUGUAAAUAUAUAUCUAGUAAUGAAAUAUGUAAAGCUUGUGUUUUAUUAGAGGGUUUAAAUAGAGGUCUUCCAAGAUUAGGGAUAGGAAAAGAACAUAAAGAACGUAGGAAGGCUGAUGAGAUGUUGAAAGAAGAGAACUGUAAUACAGGUUGUAAUAAUACUCAAACUAACGGUGGUCAGACAUCUUGUAAUGGUCAUGUGUGUUGUAAGGAUAAGAUAAAUAGAACUGUUCCUACAUCGCAGAUAGAAAAACUUGAUAUUAAACCAAAACCUAUCAGACCGGAUCCAUCAAAUAUAGAUUUUUGAUGAAAUAUUUAUUGUUUUAAAAUUAGAUGGAUUAUUUUAUUGCAAUCUGAUUAAAAUACAGAUCUAUAUUUCUUUUCGUUUUUUUAUAAAUUCGAUGGCCUCUACUACAUGAAGAUCUGACCGGUUGUAGUGGAAGGUGAUACGAGCGACUUUUGACCCUAUGACAUCAGACAUUUGAUUAACCAAUCAGCGUUGAUGUUUCUAAUGGGUUACUCACACUUCUGUGCACCUCACGUCCAAAAAUUGCUGUAACAGACAGUUUCAUUGGCUAAUCCCUCGCAUCGUCAAGACUGCGAGUUAUAUAACAAAUCUUCCAGAUCCUAGCACAGUAAAGAUAAGUUAAACAAAAUUUUGAACUAUAAAAAACGAAAUGAAAUAGGAUCUGUGUUUUGAUCAGAUUGAUUUUAUUGUCAACUCCUCAUUUUAUUCCUUGGUCACAUCUAUGUUGCAAUAUUUAUUUUAUUGAAUAAAGAUUUUAUCUUUC